Messenger RNA from Ipomoea nil (Japanese morning glory), 1024 nucleotides. Its product is annotated as clathrin light chain 2-like. Gene Ontology annotation, biological process: intracellular protein transport; clathrin coat assembly; clathrin-dependent endocytosis. The transcript is spliced from 3 exons. Lineage: Eukaryota; Viridiplantae; Streptophyta; Magnoliopsida; Solanales; Convolvulaceae. Gene Ontology annotation, cellular component: clathrin coat of trans-Golgi network vesicle; clathrin coat of coated pit; plasma membrane. The coding region runs from base 90 to 815 and encodes 241 amino acids. Gene Ontology annotation, molecular function: structural molecule activity; clathrin heavy chain binding. The record is from RefSeq and is a predicted model, not a curated record.
AAUUUGGUAUCUUUGCUCUCCUAGUACAAAGCGAACAGAGAUUCCUGCACUAAAACCGCGGACCGUUGUCCGAGGAGCCGCCGAGCACCAUGUGGCGAACUUCAUCGCCGAUCACCGCCUGGCUAAGCCACCAUUUCCGACCGGAGGAUCACCCGUUGUGUGACCGCCACUUCGAUCCCUUCUCUGCCUACGCUAAUAGCGAGCCGCGGGUGAAGCUGACUGCCGAAACUCAGCCUCCGGCGUCGGAUUCCGAUGCGUUCUGGCCGGAGAGGAACCUUAACGGCCCGAUUCUGCCUUCCCCGGAAGCUAUGCAGGGAUCUGCCUUGGUGGAAUGGCGUCGACAGAAUGCCAUUCGGCUCGAGGAGAAGGAGAAGAUGGAGAAGGAAAUGGUGAAGAAAAUAAAGGAAGAAGCUGAGGAGUACAAAGCAGAGUAUAAUAGGAAAUGGAUACUUAGGUGUGAGAACAACAGAGCUGCCAACAGGGACAAGGAGAAGUUGUUCCUCAACAGCAGAGCGAAGUUCCAUGAUGAAGCUAGUAAGAAUUAUUGGAAGGCAAUUGCAGAGCUCAUACCUGGUGAAGUUCCGGCUAUAGAGAAGAAAGGGAAGAAGGGGCGGGACAAGAAACAGCCCUCCAUUGUUGUAGUCCAAGGGCCAAAGCCCGGGAAGCCAACCGAGCUUUCUAGGAUGCGCCAUGUACUCGUGAAGCUCAAACAAAACCCGCCUUCACAUAUGAAGUCUUUACAGUUCAAACCCGAAACUGGAAACGGGAAAAGGACUGGUGCAGCACCUCCUCCCGCUAAGUCUGCAGGAUGGUAAACUUUGUAUAUGAUGAAGCAAUAUGUGCAAAAAAGAGUGAAAAGACCAUCUUCUUGUCUGUAAAAUCUUCUGCUUUCUUGACAUUUUGCCAGUGUAUAUCAAGAAAAUGUAGCCAUCCUAUACCCUGGCAGAUGUAAAUUGUAUAUGCAUAUGUUUCUAUAUAUGUAGCAUUGGUUUUCUGUAAAAUCGAAUAUAAACAAAGUGGAAAA